This is a messenger RNA of Onthophagus taurus, 1146 nucleotides long. RefSeq names its product carbonic anhydrase 2-like. The record is from RefSeq and is a predicted model, not a curated record. Gene Ontology annotation, molecular function: carbonate dehydratase activity; zinc ion binding. Gene Ontology annotation, cellular component: cytoplasm. Lineage: Eukaryota; Metazoa; Arthropoda; Insecta; Coleoptera; Scarabaeidae.
UUAAAAAAACUAAAACAUAAACAACCUUGACAGCUGUCACAUAAACACCAAAUUCAAAGUAAAUCCCAUUUUUUUCUUUUAAUUAUGUGUUAAAAAAGCAGAUUAAAAAUGUUGGACUGGUUAUCGAAUUAUUCAAGUUUGGAACAAAUGGCCAUUGCGGCCGUAAUCGUAUUCCUGACGGUUGUUAUUGCCGAAAUCGUCGAUUAUUCACGAAUACUAACGUCGUUGGAAAGUGCAAAUCCAGCCGCGAAGAUACAAUACGGAUAUGAUUCGCAUAACGGUCCGGUUUGUUGGAAAUUAAAUUUCCCCGAAAGCAAAGGAAAACAACAAUCUCCGAUUGAUAUUUUAACAAAGAUCGUUGCUUGUGUGCCGGCUGAAACGCAAAAACCGUUAAAGUUUUCUAUGGAGUAUUAUGGUAUCCCGACAUCGAUGGUUCUUGUAAAUGAUGGGCAUUGCUUGAAUUUAUACGGUUGUUGGCCAUCAAAUCGGUACCCAAAAAUUUCCGGGGGUUCCCUUCACGACACCUAUAGAUUCGAUAGUAUUCGAUUCCGUUGGGGACCAAGUGACGAUGAAGGAUCGGAACACACAAUUGAUUCGAUUAGAUUUGCAAUGGAAAUUCAAGCGAUGCACAUAAAACGCGAUAAAGCUUGUUUCGAUUUAACUCAAGCCGCUCAAAGUCACUCGGUUAUGGGAAUAAGUUAUCUUUUUCAAGUUACUCCGAUUGAUAAUCCGUAUUUAGAACCGAUUUUAGACAGUUUAAAAGACGUUCAAGAACCGAAUUCGACCUGCCCGAUUGAGCCGUUUCCUUUAUCUUGGUUAACACCGCCGUUUUCUUCUAAAUACUUUAUGUAUUUAGGCUCAUUAACGUUUCCACCUUGCUCGGAGAACGUUGAAUGGUUAGUUUUAUCGGAACCUUUAAGUAUCUCGUCGAGGCAAUUAAGAAAAUUUAGGAAAUUAUGUUCGGUCGAUGGGCAAAUGAUUUGUAACACCAGGCCGGUGCAAGAAUUAAAUAAUCGAUGCGUUUGUUUUUAUGAUUGAGAGAAAGGAUUUUCGAAGAUAUUUGAUGGAAAUUUGAGUUAGGAAUUAAUGUUUAUUUAAUUAAAAUCGAUUUUAAAGUUAAGCAAUAUAUUUGUUUUUGAACAUUAA